Molecule: messenger RNA, 3521 nt
Organism: Malaclemys terrapin pileata
Lineage: Eukaryota; Metazoa; Chordata; Testudines; Emydidae
Gene: SHC3
Product: SHC adaptor protein 3
Exons: 12
Coding region: 489-2387 (632 amino acids)
Biological process (GO): intracellular signal transduction; cell surface receptor protein tyrosine kinase signaling pathway
Cellular component (GO): plasma membrane
Molecular function (GO): receptor tyrosine kinase binding
Source: RefSeq, a predicted model, not a curated record
UUAAUACAGAUAUUUAGAGGUAUUUGUGUUUGGUAAGAAAAAGGGGAAAAAUUAAAGAUUGGAAGGAAAUAUCUGUUUGAGAAGACAGGAAAAGGAAAUUUGAGAAUUGAUUGGUGCUAGUGUGCUGUAAGUGGGUGGAUAUUUUUUUUUUUUUUUUGCUACAGGAAGUGAUUUGCAGUGUUCACUGAGCCUUUUGUUGAAAAGGGUCCUUCUCAUUUGUGUGAGUCAUGCUUUUGCUGUGAGCGACUUGGCAGCUCUAAGCAGGACUGGGAUCUCUGUCAUAGAAAACUAUUACUUCACCCAACCUUAACGUGGAACCAUAAAUUUAUUUAAAAAAUUUUUUGCACUUCCUUAUACUCUUUAUUCUUUUUAAGCCAAAAUUUACUCUCUGUCCUCAUUAUUAUGAAUCGCCUGCUAUGUUAGCACAGGCAUCUCCUGCAUUGGCAUCAGAUUUGCCAGAACAUAUGCAGGAAACCAGAUAGAAGGGCAUGCUUCAGCGUACCAAGUAUAACCGCUUCAGGAAUGAUUCAGUGACAUCAGUUGAUGAUCUUAUUCACAAUUUGUCCAUGAACAGCAAAGUCUCAGCAGUUGCUACGACCUCAACAGCACCUUCAUACCUGGUCUCGCCUGAAGUUCUCCGCAAAGACCAAGAAGAUGGACCCACCACCUUUUGUACCCUCAUCCAUAAGGUGUCCCACUUGAAACUCUCCAACACAGGCAGCCUUUUGGGUAUCAAAAAUCUCUCCUCUGCAGUGAAGGAGCUUGCUGUCUCCAAAUUGCAGGGAAGCUCGAGUGCUUCUAGCUCAGCAGCAGGGGCUUCAGAAAACACAUGUAACCUUGUCUCUGCCACUCCGUGUUCUCAGCAGGACAUGAGCAAGAUGAGUACAGGAAAAAAAACACGGUCAGAGGAAAUGCACCUGGGAGGUGAAGACUGGAAUCAAAGUAGCAGCUUUGUCAAUAAACCCUCCCGAGGGUGGCUGCACUCAAAUGAGAAGAUCCUGGGACCUGGUGUGACGUACAUUGUGAAGUACUUGGGUUGUAUAGAGGUCUUACGCUCAAUGAGAUCUCUUGACUUCAAUACAAGAACACAGAUUACAAGGGAAGCAAUCAGCCGUGUUUGUGAAGCAGUACCUGGAGCCAAAGCAGCCUUCAAAAAAAGAAAGCCACCAAGCAAAGUUCUCUCUAGCGUCUUGGGAAAGAGCAAUCUUCAGUUUGCAGGAAUGAACAUAACUCUGAAUAUAUCCACCACCAGCUUAAAUCUAAUGACUCCUGAUUCAAAACAGAUCAUAGCAAAUCAUCAUAUGCAGUCUAUUUCCUUUGCCUCUGGAGGUGAUCCGGAUACAACAGACUAUGUUGCAUAUGUAGCUAAGGACCCUGUUAAUCGCAGAGCGUGCCAUAUACUGGAAUGCUGUGAUGACCUGGCCCAGGAUAUUAUCAGCACCAUAGGGCAAGCAUUUGAACUUCGAUUUAAGCAAUAUUUACGGUGUCCCUCUAAGAUACCUGCUCUCCAUGAUAGGAUGCAGAGUUUUGAUGAACCUUGGAUGGAGGAAAAUGGAGAGCCAGCAGAACAUCCCUAUUACAACAGCAUUCCUAAUAAAAUGCCUCCUACUGGUGGCUUUAUUGAUGCUAGAUUCAAAACUAGGAUCCCAAAUGCCGCAGAUACUGCUCAGUCUGCAGCAGCAGCAGGAAGAGAACAAACAUACUACCAGAGUCGACACUUCGGAGACAAAUUCAGUGAAGACUGGCAGCAUGCUCCUGUUAAACAAGGGUCCUUGGACAUUUACAGCGUGCCAGAAGGGAAGCCUCAGGUAACCCCAACAGGAGAGGUGCCAGCUUAUGUGAACACCCAACAUAUAAACAUGGAAGCUCUACUUGCACUUCAGGCAGAUGCUGAAAGUGCAUUCAGUGGAACAAAAGAGUGUACCAAAGACAGCAGUCCAAGAAAAGAUCUGUUUGAUAUGAAACCUUUUGAAGAUGCUCUCAAGAACCAGGCCACUGGGCCUGCGCUGAAUAAGGCUCCCUCGGUCGAGUGUACCAGUCCUCCAUUACCCAGAGCAGCUAACUGCACUAUAAUGAACGAGCUGAAUACAGAGCCUUGGUAUCAAGGAGAGAUGAGUAGGAAAGAGGCAGAACAGCUGUUAAAGAAAUGUGGAGACUUCCUGGUCAGGAAAAGCACCACAAAUCCAGGCUCCUAUGUGCUGACUGGUAUGCACAAUAGACAAGCCAAACAUCUUCUUUUAGUGGAUCCGGAAGGAACUGUUCGUACAAAGGAUCGUGUAUUUGACAGCAUAAGCCAUCUCAUCAACCAUCAUCUUGAGAACAAUUUGCCAAUAGUUUCCGCUGGAAGUGAACUCUGCCUCCAGCAGCCAGUUGAGAGGAAACAGUGACCCAUGGUGACAUGUUCAGCAUUUGUAAGCUAUAACCACUGCAGUGGACACUGCAAACCUGGAAACAUGUACAUUAAAAAAUACACACAUAUAUCUAUCUAUCACCAAUAUGUUUUCUUGAGCUUUAAAAAGCCCCAUCCCGUACAGUACCACUUGACAUUUCUUACUGCUCUAUGCAGACAUGAAGUAUGAUUAAAAACAGAUAGAUUUCUUAAAAUGUAAUUUCAAUAAAAUUAUUCUGAAUCUUUAAUGUGAAUAUUGACAGUGUACAUACACACAUUAUACAUAAAUAUAGUAAUAUAUUUAUAUUUUUUAAGUCUGUCUGUUGAAGGUAUGGAACUAAUGUUCUGUGCCAUGUGUUUUUAACUGAAAAAGAUGCCCAUUGUGAUUGUUCAGAUAAAAAUAGAAGUCAACAGUCUCAUUUCCUUGAGAAUACAAUAUUAGAAGUCUUAUUUGUAAUUUUAUCUAAUAAGCACAAUUAUGGUGAGAACACAGGCGGAUUACAUUGGUUAAAUACCAGUCGAGGGGAUUAAAUUCAGUAGCUCGUAUUCUAACAUGGAAAUUUAGCUUGAAACAAUUUUUAAAAGCAUUAUUCAGUGUCACUGAGUUCAAAAGCAUUUUCUCUUUUUGAUGUCCAGUUUGAAUUCUUAUAUGAUGCUACUCAAGAUAUGUGUAACUUGCUUUGACAAUGACUUGGUGUGAUCUCUCUGUGUACAAGGUGUAUGCAUUUGAUUUUUCUAACAAUAAUAUAAUUGAACUAAUAUUCUGCAGCUUUGAUUUAUUAAAUUCAAUACUAAGAUUAUUUACAAAUAGUUCACUUCUUGUGCUAAAGAAUUAAUUGUUUUUGACUGCCAGUCACCAAUGAGAUGUCAUACAUUGAUUAAGAGGGUUCAAACUGCUUGUUUUUUAAAUAUAUUUGGAGCAAGAUGCUUGUGGUUGGUCAAAAAGACACACAAAAAAGUUUUUUUUUCUCAUAGAACAAUGACAAAAAUGAAUACCUAGAAUGUUAGUCCAUUUAAAUGAUCUAACUUUGAUUCACUUAGUUUUUAUGUGCCUCUCCCUAAAGUACAGCUUCAAGUUAACCUUCAGCAAGUGAUUGUUUUUAUAAAUGUAUUGGUUGUCUCUAAUUAGCAG